UUUUCUUUUCUGUGUCAUUUUCUUUCUCACUAUUUCGUGUCGCGUUUUGGCGGUUGUGAGCUUCAGCUUUCCUUUUUCUCUUUUCUUUUUUCUUUUUUCUUUUUGGUUUCGGUUUCGAACAUUCGCUCGAAGUUAUUUCUCUUUCCCUCUAUCUUCCACUUACUAUCCUCUAUCUAUCGAUUUGUUUUGAGCUCAUCAUUGGUUAGAUCGGAGAUUUUUAAGCUUGUUUUUUCUCGUCGCCGAUGAAUGAGGGAACAAUGGAAAUUGUGAUGCAUGCUUGGAAAUGAAAUGGAUAGCGGAGCACAUUCGAAUAAGAAGUUUGCCAAUAUGAAAUGCCAAAGGAUAAAAAUAGACGAACCUUUUGUUCCUUCAUUGGAAGAUGAUGCAACAGAAGUUCAGCAUUUACUUACAGAACCUAAAUCUGAUAAUGUUUCUGUCGAAGGUGUAUUAUGUUUUGAUAAGGAGAAUUCAUGGAAACACUUGGAGCUUGACGAUUUUGCAUAUGGAUUUGACUAUGGACUAAAAAGAAAUUAUGGUGCGCAAGGUCGUGGUAUUAUUCAAGGGCAAGAUGAUUUGGAACUUGGAGAUCUCGAUGGAUUGCUGGAUGAAGUUGAUGAAGUAGAUGAUAUUCAUGCAGCGAAUGACAUCUCUGGGGCUUGUGAAGAUUUUCUUUUGGAUGUUGAAUUGGCUGAGAAGAUUUCUGACCUAGACUGUGCUCCAUCUGGAAGAUCACAUUUGGGAAACUCAAGUUCAGAAAGUCAAUCUCCAGGAUUUAGUGGAAGUAGCAAUGGUGCUCUUGUGUUGUCGGAGUCGUCAACAGCAACUAAUUCAGAGUCUGAAUGCAAGAUUGGUUCACUUGAGAAGAAAGUGGUCAAAUGUGAGUUAAAUGACUCAUCUGGUGGCAAAUGGGAAUAUCAAAAAAUAGUUAGGGAUGGCACAUUUAUGACUUCACAUGAUUUGGAGAAUUUUGAUGAGUUGGAUGAUGCAAAGCCUUUAGAAAGUAGCAUAUCUUCCGAUGAGAAUGAAAAGAAAGCUGUCCAACCUGGAAAAAUGAGUCUCAGACAGAAGAGAUUGCGCAAGCCUACUAAGAGGUUUAUUGAAGAAUUUUCAGCUCCAAAAUCAAAACAUUUGAUGGAAGCAGAAAAAAAUUUGGCUACUGCUUCAAAGGAUAAACGCCUGAAGAUCAAAUCCGAAGAUUGUGGGGGAGCAUUGACAUAUGUACCGAAGGAGGAGUCUUUAAGUGAGACUAUUACUCAAGAAACACCGGAUGACGAUGAAAAACUUUCAGAUCUGAGAUCAAGGUGUAUAACUGAAAGGCAAAAAAUUUCUUCUUCUGCUUUAAAGGGGAAACUCUUGAAGAAGCUUAAUCAUGUGAGAGGAUUCAAAUCUUCUCCAAGAGAUGAGUCUUUUGCAGUAACUGAUACUCAAGUAGCAUUUGAAUCUCGGCCUCGAAGGGGACGGCCAAAGAAACCCCCUUCUGUUUCGGUUCUUGAAUCUGAUGAUGAUCAUACUGCAUCUGAGUCUGAAGAUGACUCCGCAAAGAGAAGAAGAUCUAAGAAGAGCGGCGAUCGAAGAAAGCAUCAAAGAAUGUGGACUCUUUCUGAGGUGUCAAAGUUGAUUGAUGGUAUUGCUCAGUAUGGAACUGGAAGAUGGACUGAUAUAAAGAAGCUUUUCUUUGCUUCAUCUGCAUAUCGCACACCUAUAGAUCUGAGGGAUAAAUGGAGAAAUCUUCUAAGAGCUAGCUCUGUACAGAAACAGAAACUGAAACAGAACAAGAAAGAGGUUGAACAAAAGCUGAAGCAAACCAUGCGGCCCUUGCCAAAGUCUGUGAUACGCCGAAUUUGUGAACUAGCCUCUCUUCAUCCGUAUCCUAGGUUUACUCCUGGUGGCAGAUACAUACGUAGAAAGAAUAAUUGACUUGGAGAUCCAUUUAUAAGUCGGCAUUAGAUCAUAGUAGCAAAUUUAGUUGUAAAAAGGAAGUUAUACAUUCAUUCGACCUUUUCUUUUGUUCUACCCCUUGCCCUUUUGCCAUGCGCAUACAUACACAGCUUAUUCUCAAAUCUCAAAAGAUGCUCGCAAGUGAAUGUUGCACAGGGAUAAUGGCCCCCAAAUUUCCAAUUGUAAUAGCUGAGGGUUAUGGCUAACUCAUAUGUUCAAACAAAAGUAGCUUUUAUCUUAACAAACUUUUUUGAGCUGUC
Messenger RNA from Ricinus communis (castor bean), 2198 nucleotides. RefSeq lists its product as uncharacterized. NCBI's taxonomy places the organism in Eukaryota, Viridiplantae, Streptophyta, Magnoliopsida, Malpighiales, Euphorbiaceae. The transcript has 10 exons. The coding region runs from base 274 to 1917 and encodes 547 amino acids. The record is from RefSeq and is a predicted model, not a curated record.